CUUAAUGCCAAGUUGGUUUCUGUGUUACCACUGGGCUUGAUCCGUCGGCCAAGCACGGAUUUGACGUGGGGUGCGUGGCGGUAUCGUCGGCGCAUCCGACUAACUUGUCUCACGCCGCGUAGCUUUCUAUGUCUAGCAGAUUAUCUCCCAUCAUCUACCAACGUUACUUGGCAACAUCUAUAAUUUUGCCAUGACGGAUUUCAAUUCCAUCGGAAUUAACUGAAUGAUCUGAGUGGACCAGGGCGGUUUUUCUUAAGUGGUGUAUGCAUUGGAUAGUUCCGUAACAUCGUGCCCCGUCGUACAUGGUUGUCAUGAUCAGCCAUUCUUGCGUGAUCGCGCCCCUCUCACAAAGGGAAGGAGAUUUUAUCUGGACAGUCUAUUAACCACUCAAUUCGACUGUUUAUCUAUCGUUACCCUACCAUCCGGAUCCAACCACACGGAUUCGGUGGUUCAAUUCAUUUUCCUUGCAUUCGGUCUAGAAGCUUUCUCAGCUGGCUUUUAAAACCCGAUUGUAUCCUCGGUAGCUCCCUCGUCAUAAAGCUCUCGAGCCUACUACUGCGAUAAGCGCGACUUGGUUCUAUCGAUUUUUAUUAGUACCAAUCUGUUCCAGUUAUGCAGCGCUAGUGACGAUAUUUUCGAUCGGAAAAACUGAGCUUCUGUGACUAUGGGGAUUCCGAAAUUUUGGUCGCGAUCCGCUGGCACCGAGGUCUCAACAGCCGAUGUCAAUCCUUCUAGCUCGGAUGUCUCUGUUAUCCAUGAUGGCGAUCUCGCCUAUACUAUCGAAAAAGCUCAAAAUGGAUCAAAGCCAUCAUACCAAGAGGCUGCGGGCGCCCCUGUGGAAUCUAAGUCGCCCCUUGGUUACGAUGUCGGUUUCCUGACUGUCAUAUUCCUUAAUCUCAAUCAAAUGAUCGGUACCGGCGUUUUCUCAACGCCUGGAACGAUUCUGGGGAGUACUGGUUCUGUUGGACUCGCUCUCAUCUAUUGGACCAUUGGCCUUCUAUUAGCACUCGCAGGAUUUAGCGUAUACCUCGAGCUGGCUUCUUUCUUCCCAAAUAGGAGUGGGUCCGAGGUCGUUUACCUUGAGCAAGCGUAUCCUAGGCCAAAGCAUUUCUUCCCAAUUACCUUCGCCUUCUACACCGUCGUCAUUUCUUUUUCAAGUAGUAAUGCCAUUGUCCUAUCGCGAUAUCUAUACCAGAGUGCUGGCGUUACACCGACGGAUUGGCAGUUGAAGGGUGUUGCGAUUGCAGCUUAUACUGUUGCAAGCUUGUGUGUGAUCGUCCACAAUAAGUACUCGCUCUGGUUAAUGAAUAUUCUCGGUGUCCUCAAGAUCGGGACUCUCGUCUUUAUUAGUAUCGCGGGUCUCGUCGUACUGGGAGGAAAUGUGUCCCAUAUUCCGGAUCCAGGAGCCAACUUUCGUAAUGCUUUCGAGGGCACAACGAACAAUGGCAACGAUUUAUCAGUCGCUUUGGUCAAUAUCAUAUUCACGUAUACAGGCUUCGCAAAUGCCUUUAAUGUGGUCAACGAAAUCAAAAAUCCGAUCCCAACGCUGAAGAAGAACGGUAACCUCUCGAUUAUUAUCGUUGGCAUUCUUUACAUGCUCUGCAACAUUGCGUACUUUGCUGCAGUACCUAAAGAGGAGUUUGCCCAGUCAAAGGAGACAGCAGCGGGCCUUUUCUUCGUGACUGUGUUUGGAAAAGGGCAUGCCGAGAAGGCCUUAAGUGUAUUAGUACUGCUAAGUGCCUUUGGGAAUCUACUCGCGGUAUUGAUCGGUCAAUCGAGACUAAUCCGCGAAGUGGGAAGGCAAGGUGUAUUACCAUUUACCAAGAUCUGGGUUUCUACGAAACCAUUUGGUACUCCCCUAGUACCAUACGCGUUAAAAUGGUUGACGACAUUCAUUAUGAUCGUAGCACCACCCCUUGGUGAUGCAUUCCAGUUCGUAAUCUCGCUAGGAACAUACCCAGAUGGAAUUUAUCAUCUAGCACUAGCUAUAGGCCUCUAUCUAGUGAGAUAUCGGCACGCGCGCCUUAAUCGACCCGCACCGGAAUUCAGGACGUGGCACAUUGCGCUUAUAUUCUACAUUCUCCUACAAGUUUACGUUAUCGCAACACCGUGGAUUCCACCGAAGGGCGGCCCGUAUGCUGGCGAUGUUUCAUUCUGGUAUGCUACGUACUGUGUCGUGGGUAUUGGUAUUGUUAUCUUAGGCGCCAUUUACUAUGCUGCAUGGGUAUACGUACUACCGAAAUGGGGUGGAUACAGGUUACGACCGGAGGUAGUGAGUGAAGAUGGCGCGACGGCACAUAGGUUAACCAAGGUGCCUGUGAAUGAAUUGGAACGAUGGGAUGAAGAGCACGACGAGGCUGGUCGUCUAAGACGAAGGCACGUUGCCAACUCAGCAAGGUCUUCAAAUGGCGAAGGUAACGAUCAGGAGCCGAAGACAGUCUAGAGUCAAUACUCUUAGAUCUUGACGUCGUUGCUCAGGAGGGGUAUCACGUGCCCUUGAAACUUGAUGAUGUAAUCCAGUCAUAUAGCCAUUACAUAAUUGAAGCUGAGACGUACCGAGGUA
Hypoxylon trugodes is the source of this 2563-nucleotide messenger RNA. RefSeq names its product amino acid transporter. NCBI's taxonomy places the organism in Eukaryota, Fungi, Ascomycota, Sordariomycetes, Xylariales, Hypoxylaceae. Bases 665 to 2443 code for a protein of 592 amino acids. The record is from RefSeq and is a predicted model, not a curated record. Gene Ontology annotation, cellular component: membrane. The transcript has 10 exons. Gene Ontology annotation, molecular function: L-amino acid transmembrane transporter activity. Gene Ontology annotation, biological process: amino acid transmembrane transport.